AUGCCUUUCAAACCCGUAGAACAUCCAAAAUGUCCGAAAUGUGGAAAGUCUGUCUACGCUGCAGAAGAAAUGGCCGCUGGAGGAUACAAGUGGCAUAAAUUCUGCUUCAAAUGCACUAUGUGCAAUAAGUUACUGGAUUCAAUGACAUGUUGUGAACAUCAAGCCGAGUUGUUUUGCAAGCAAUGUCACUGCCGACGGUAUGGACCGAAGGGUGUUGGAUUCGGAAUCGGAGCCGGCUCACUAACUAUGGAUACCGGCGAGCAAUUCGGAAAUACAGAAGUUGAUAUGACCAUCAUCGUUCGUGCCAAGAACAUGUGCAACAAAUUACUAGAUUCCUGUACGGUUGCACCACAUGACGCUGAAUUGUACUGCAAGCAGUGCCAUGGAAGAAAAUAUGGUCCGAAAGGAGUCGGUUUUGGUCUAGGAGCUGGAUGUCUGACCACCGAUUCAGGAGAGAAAUUCGGCGGAGUCAGAGAAACGUCAGAGAAUUAA
Messenger RNA from Angiostrongylus costaricensis, 492 nucleotides. The record is from the annotation of a GenBank genome assembly. NCBI's taxonomy places the organism in Eukaryota, Metazoa, Nematoda, Chromadorea, Rhabditida, Metastrongylidae.